This is a messenger RNA of Camellia sinensis, 4601 nucleotides long. The record is from RefSeq and is a predicted model, not a curated record. NCBI's taxonomy places the organism in Eukaryota, Viridiplantae, Streptophyta, Magnoliopsida, Ericales, Theaceae.
CCAAUUCCUCUCUCAUUCUCUCCCCCAAACCCUCUCUCUCUCUCUCUCUCUCUCUCUCUCUCUACAAUCAACUAUAGAUUUUGGCUUCAAUUCCAUCUUCAACUCUUUGCAAAAACCCUAGAUUUCAAUGCCGUUCAUAUCAGAGGCUGCGAGUGCGAUAAAAAGCCGAUUAGGCUUCGAAGACCAGUCUUCGAUGCCCUUGGUCCGGAGUUCUCCAGACCUCUUCAAAUCAGAGUCCAAGGAAAAUCUCUUGCAGUUCUCGGCGAUUCGAGAUGAUCACAGUGGCAGAGCGUCGAAACAGAGCUUCGAGUUGAUAGAAGAUCCUUCUUUCUGGAAAGAUCACAAUGUUCAGGUUAUAAUAAGAGUACGUCCUCUGAGUAGUUCUGAGAUAUCACUGCAAGGAUAUAGUAGAUGUGUCAAACAAGAUAGCUGCCAGACAAUUACAUGGACUGGGCAUCCAGAAUCACGUUUUACCUUUGAUCUUGUUGCAGAUGAAAAUGUUAACCAGGAGGAGCUAUUUAAAGUGGCAGGGGUGCCAAUGGUGGAUAAUUGCAUGGGAGGCUACAACAGCUGCAUGUUUGCCUAUGGCCAAACUGGAAGUGGAAAGACCCACACAAUGCUUGGGGACAUUGAGGGGGGCGCCCGAAGACAUAGUGUCAACUGUGGAAUGACACCAAGAGUCUUUGAGUACUUGUUUUCAAGAAUUCAAAAGGAAAAGGACGCACGCAGAGAAGAAAAGUUAAAAUUCACUUGUAAAUGUUCUUUUUUAGAAAUAUAUAAUGAACAAAUUCUCGAUCUUUUAGAUCCGACCUCCACCAAUUUACAGCUAAGAGAAGACACCAAGAAAGGGGUUUAUGUAGAUAAUCUCACCGAGGUUGAAGUUACAUGUGCUCGGGAUGUUAUUCAACAGCUUGUGCAAGGUGCAGCAAACAGAAAGGUGGCUGCCACUAAUAUGAAUCUAGCAAGUAGCCGUUCUCAUAGUGUGUUUACAUGCAUCAUUGAAAGUAAGUGGGAAUCCCAAGGGGUAACUCAUCACCUGUUCGCUCGACUUAAUCUUGUGGAUUUAGCAGGUUCUGAAAGGCAGAAGAGUUCUGGUGCUGAAGGUGAGCGAUUGAAGGAAGCUACUAAUAUCAACAAGUCUCUUUCAACAUUAGGGCUUGUGAUUAUGAACCUUGUGAAUAUAUCUACUGGGAAGUCACUCCAUGUUCCUUAUCGGGAUUCAAAGCUUACAUUUUUGCUUCAGGACUCGCUAGGAGGGAAUGCAAAAACAAUUAUAAUUGCGAAUAUUAGCCCGUCUAGUUGCUGUUCACUGGAGACUCUAAGUACAUUGAAGUUUGCACAGCGUGCUAAAUUCAUCAAGAACCAUGCUAUUGUGAAUGAGGAUGCUUCUGGCGAUGUUCUUGCCAUGCGGGUCCAGAUUCAACAACUCAAGAAAGAAGUCUCUCGUCUCAAAGGUCUGGUCAAUGGGGGAGCUGGAAACCAUGAGAGUGAUGCUUGGACAGUAUCCUUUCCAGGGUCUCCAGGAUCCUUUAAGUGGGAAGGGCUUCAUGGAUCACUCAUCAGUCCACUUACGUCUGAUAAAAGAAUCUCACAGAAGAAAGAAUAUGAAGUUGCCCUUGUUGGGGCUUUUCGGAGAGAAAAGGAUAAAGACAUUGCAUUGCAGGCAUUGGCUGCUGAAAAUCAGGCCGCUAUGCAGUUGGCCAAACAAAGAGAAGAUGAGAUACAAGGCUUAAAAAUGAGAUUGCGGUUUCGAGAAGCUGGAAUUAAGAGGCUGGAGGCAGUUGCUUCUGGAAAGAUAUCAGCUGAGGCACACCUUUUACAAGAAAGGGAGGAAUAUCUUAAGGAAAUAGAGGUCAUACGCACCCAGGUGGACAGGAACCAGGAAGUGACAAGAUUUGCCAUGGAAAAUUUGAAGUUAAAAGAAGAAAUUAGAAGAUUGAAGUCUUUUUGUGAGGAAGGUGAACGAGAAAGGAUGAAUGAACAGAUCACGAUAUUACAGAAUAAGUUACUGGAAGCACUUGAUUGGAAACUUAUGCAUGAUUCAGAUGCUUCAAUUGUUCAGAAAGGAAAUUCAGAUUCGGCAAUUGAUAUUCAAAGUGAUGGUGAUCUACUUGUUUCCACUAAGGAGCCAGGAUCGCCUUGGCAUACUUCAAUUAACGAGGAAAAUGAGUUUCUCCGCAUGCAGGCCAUUCAAAACCAAUCAGAAAUGGACACAUUACGCAAGAAACUAAACUUCUGCCUUGAAGAGAAAGAUAAAUUUGAAAGGCAUGUUACUGAUUUCGUAACUGAGCUAGAAGCAGAGAGAUCUUCGAAAGUGCAGAAGGAAGAAGCACAGAAAUUGCAAAUACCUAAUAUUGCUUUGAAUGAUCAGAUGGAGCUUAAGGCAAUGGUUGAUGCCAUUGCAGCUGCAAACCAAAGAGAAGCAGAAGCUCAUGAAACAGCAAUUAUUUUGUCCAAAGAAAAUGACGAAUUGCAAAAGAAGCUUAAGGUCUUAAUUGAGGAUAACAACAAACUGAUUGAACUGUAUGAUCGAGCAAAUUCAGAAAAUGCAGAUAAAAGCAUGGUUAAAGUUCAUGAUCCUCAAGAAUACAAAACUGAAGACCAUAGCAAUCAUUUUGGUGAAUUUGGUGAAGAGAAGGAGCUAGAGGUGAAAAGGGAAGUUGAAAAUCUAGAGCAUCAACUUACUGAAAUGCAUGAAGAGAAUGAGAAAUUAAUGGCUCUAUAUGAAAAAGCCAUGCAAGAGAGGGAUGAAUUUAAAAGAAUGCUUUCUUUUGGAGGACAGAACAUUGUUGAAAUUAGAAAAAUUAAUUACCCAGAAAAGCUUGUUGAAAUGGAUGGAGGUAAAUGUCACAACCCAGACGAACAUCAUGUUUCUGGAGAGGAACUUAUGAGGGAGGAAACUAAUUGCUUUGGAUCAUACAUGCAUGAUGGAGGAGAAAGUCUCCAAUGUUCUGGAAAUUCCCAAGAAAAUGAUAGUCUUGAGGUAGAUGAACCACCGACCUGUGCAGGAGCGAACUCAGGGCAACAUGAGCAAAUUGGAAUGGAAAUUCCCGAAUUAGAGAAACCUACCUCAUCAGAUGAAAGCAAGGUUUUAGUGGAGGAAACUGAUUUUCCUAGCUUGGACAUGCAAGAUGGAUCCAACUUAUGUCAUGAGGAUCCUCAGGUAGUUGCAGAGAACCAGACUGAUUUUGAAAAUGAUUCCGACUUGGAAACGAAGUCAUUGAAUCUCACUAUGGUAAAGGCCUCCGAAGAUUUGGAUUUGGUUAGAACGAAGUUGGACAGAGCACAAGAGAAGCUGCUAAAUUCUGCCCAAACCGUUAGCGUAUUUUGGUCACUCGAGAAAGCAAUCACUGAGGUUGAUAAGCUCUCGAAAGAAAUUGAAGCAAUGGAAGAAGCUAUUCAGAUGAAGAAGCAAGAGUAUGCAUCUCUGGAAUCCCUUUCUUGUGAGAUGCAUGAAAGAAGAGGUCUAAGAGAUAGAAAAUUAACGGCUCUCAAAUACUCGAUUUCAAGCUUUUCUUCAUCAGUUGGUUACUUUGAACAGCGAGAAGUUCAAGCAAGGGCAAGGGUAAAUGCGUCAUUGUCUUACCUGGACCGAAAGAAAGAGGAAUUAGCCUGCCUUCAAGUCCGUAAGAAUGAAAUUGAGGAUGCUCUGAGAAAGUUUCAACAACUCGAAGUUGAACUAACGAGUGACCUUGCACAGUUGAAAUCAAAAAUAGAGGAAGAAAAUCAAAGACUAGAGAGUGAAAAGGUUCUAUUUGCCAUAGAAAACAUUGAGAGAACAGAUGUUCCCCACUCCCAGAGAAAUUGGCAUUUGAGUGGUAAAGCUACUGAGUUACUUAAGUCUGAGGAGGAGAAGACCAAGAUACAAACUGAGAUGAAGCAAGCACAGGAAAAGAUUGGAAUCAUGAGAAAGGAAGUUGAAGAUUUGAACAGGAAUUUGAGGGAAGUGGAGAGUGAAGUGCAAGUUGUUCAAACAGACGUACAAAAAGGUUCGACAUCUGCGGAGGAGAUGGAGCACAAGCUUCAGGCUAUCAUCAAAGAAAAAGAGAUGCUAUUGGAGAUGAAAGAAAACGGAAGCACCGAAGUUGAGAAUAUGAUUCUUGAAUAUCACCAACAUGUGUUUGAAGCUGAGUUGAAAGAGGAAGAGAUGAAAAUCUUGGAAGAAGAAUUGAAGAUGGAAUUUAGCCAUGUAACAGAGUUACAAACAGCAAAAGUUGCAGCGACUGAGAAGAAGAACCAACUAUUGGAGGUCGUAAGAUGCGAUUCGUGCUUGGAAGAGAUCCAAGAAAUUAGGAUGUCAGUUCUGGAGUUGAAGUCAUUGCUUGGAGAUGACAGUUAAGUCUUCCAUUUAACUGUCACAAUGUUCACCUUAUACUCCCAGGAGGCAAACUGGUGACUGCUACAUUUUUUUAAUAUUGUCAACAAUUGAUGUCUGAUUAAUGUAAUGUCAUUUUGAUUUUGAUAAGUAAAUGGUUUGUUGUUCUUCCUCUUCCAUGGAUUGGACUCAUAUCCUGUUGAUAUAAAAAGAGAAGGAAAUCUUAGUGACAAGGCAAUUGAUAUUUAACAGGCAUACCUCAAACUCUGAAAGUUUUACUGAAAAA